GUAACAAGUUCCCAAGGGGGAACGUUACACAUCUUGGACUGUUUUCCAGCCGGUUGCUUUUAAGUGGUACACAGGAGUAGCUUACCGGAUGUUGAUAGAUUCACACCGAUUCACACGCGUUGAUGUUCAGAAUUAAAGGCGAUUUCUUCUCGAUGUAGCUUGUAACGUUAGUCAUUUGAACUAAACCUGAUAUUAUUAAAUCAGGAUGUCGGCGUCGUUGAUCAGGAGAGGACUGGAGCUGCUGAACGAUGAUAUUAAAGAUGUCAAAAAAGUCCAGAAGAAGAAGAAGCAGCAGACCCCCAGCUCGGCCAAGGUGAUGGAGCUGGUGAGCACGAGGCGACAGGGAGUCACCAAGCAGGUCAAACGGCUACAGGGUCGCCUGGGUCCCGGCAAGAGCAAAGCUACAGUCAAAGACAAGAGAAUCAAGUCUGCAGUGGAGGAGUUCAGGAAGAAGCAGGGGAAGAGUCACAUGAGCGAUAACCUCAAGUACUUCAUGGAAACUGGCUACAAAGCAACAGAUUCUGACACUUCGAAGAUCCUGAGCCACAAUUCGGGGAGACAGUCUCGGAAUCGGCCAGAGCAACCCACCAAGAAGGCCAAGGAGUCGCAGUCUUUGUUCACAGAGGAGGAGUUCCAGCAGUUCCAGAAGGAAUACUUUGGCAGGACUGUCGAGGAGAAGAAAUAAAGCGCAGCGAAACAAAGACGCUUCAGCCACAGUGGAAACACCAGGGCUCCGUUUUGUUGAUCAAAGUGGGUUUCUGGACCAGCUAAUGUUCUGGAAGUUCCAUUUCACAUGUCUAGACAAUGGAGCAAGAGAACUUUGAGGAUAAAUGUUUUUUGUAAGAUGAACCUGUGCUGGUGUUAUGACUGCAGACCCAUACUGUCGCAUACAGGGGACAUGAGAUCUACAGCGUUUGGAGUUUCAAUCCAAAAUGUGGUUUUGAAAGUACAGUGUCAUAUGCGUCAUCUCAUUUGAGUCACUUCCUUUUCACACAUUGAAAAUGUAACCUUCAUUAUAUUAAUACAAAUUCCACAACAAUAAAAUGUUUUGCAUUUAAA
Molecule: messenger RNA, 1059 nt
Organism: Perca fluviatilis (European perch)
Lineage: Eukaryota; Metazoa; Chordata; Actinopteri; Perciformes; Percidae
Gene: rps19bp1
Product: ribosomal protein S19 binding protein 1
Exons: 4
Coding region: 206-685 (159 amino acids)
Cellular component (GO): nucleolus
Molecular function (GO): enzyme binding
Source: RefSeq, a predicted model, not a curated record